Messenger RNA from Mycena citricolor, 2539 nucleotides. NCBI's taxonomy places the organism in Eukaryota, Fungi, Basidiomycota, Agaricomycetes, Agaricales, Mycenaceae. The record is from the annotation of a GenBank genome assembly.
CAGCCACCGACGUCAGCGAUCGACCAGCAUCGUACUUUGCAAUCACAAUCAACUUUGGUACUCGCAAUAUGUCUCAAACCUUACACUCUGCAUCGCCGGUCAACGACGGUGAAGUCUACUGCCCUUUGCAUCCUGAAAAAGCUAUUCCGCUUAAAAGGAGUGGGCCCAGUGCAAAGAACCCAAACCGGGAUUUCUUCUCAUGUAGGGUGGGCAAUGGUAACACUGGCUGCUCGUUCUUCAAAUGGGCAGACGAGCUCCCCAAUGGAUCGCCAGUCUCCUCCCGUAUUCAAUCUCAGAGCUUUCUGACACCGCCUUCCACUCCGAGCAAACGAUCUGCAUCAGAUCGAGACAGAGACAGUCCGAGCUCUUCACAUAGCAAGUCAUACACUCCGAGCAGUCCUGCGGCGAUGAGACGACUGGAAGUGAUACAUGCGUACAAAAACAGUCCGCGUGCAUCUGAGAGUACAGAAUAUCCCCGUUCUCAACCAUCUCUGUCAAGUCCUCCGCAAGAUAUACCGCCUCACCUACCAAGUUGGAGUGAAGUGACGCCGCCUGCUUCUUCCGAGCGUCGUGGUACGAAACAGCGCAUCGAACCGCUUCGAUUGCCCCAGAGCCCCACUUCAAGUGUUCGGUUCUCGUCCUCAGCAUCGAGCUCAGGACGCUCGGUGAACACUGUACAGAAAGGCUUCCAGUUCGAUAACAGUCCUUUCCUGGUGCCUUCAGGGAUCGCUCAGGCGGAUGGUGAAGACGAGGACAUCAUUGCUGCUGAAAUCGUGGAUACUAGCCAGCGCGUUGCGGCACACAUUCAGAAUCUCCAGCGGAGACUGUCUGCUGCAGAACAGAGCAACAACGCCAAGGCUUUGCGACUGGCGGAAUUGGACCAGGAAUGCAAAGAGUUGCGAGCGCGCAAUGAAGAUUUGGAGCGAUUGGUACAGAGCUUGACCUGACAUGUAUGUAUUGAAACCUUUUGAUCGAACUCUCGACCGAUGCGGAAAUGAGCUGUGAUAUGUUCGACAAUCAUGCAAAUGCCACACUUCUGAUGGGACGUAUGCGCUGAAAUCUCAGCAGCCAAUCGUGUUUCGGUCUUGGACGGUUGACUGCCCAGACUAAUCGGUAUUCUGUGGAGGGAUCGCAUCGGCUCUUCUUCGCUCUGUUUCAAUUCGGACAAUCCGCGGCAGGUAUUUCUGGCCCGCGUCCCCAACAGAAGCAGUGGCACGUGUUGUGGUUCUGGCCCGAUCGACCAUCCGGCUCCCGACCAGUUGUCCUGUCUCUCUUUUGAGGGUUGAGGUGAUCAUAUGUAUCUUCGUUCUUGUCCUCAAGAGAAGCAGCCCCACAUGUCCAGGUGCGGACUUCCGCAGCAGGCAUCCCGGCAAACAUCACCGCUUAACAGUGUGCUCGACGAUUUGCGCUUGGGACGACAUAAGCCGGACACCGGGUUUCGGAGAGCACAUGCGAUAUGCUAAACGGGUCAAAAGUGGAUUCAUGACCCGGUACUCGGCAGAGUGCUAAACUUGGUCCAAACUGGCAUGGUACGUGGUACAUUGGAAUGAUGGUUCGAGAUGAUCAAUGAAUGGCUGAGUAUCAGAUAGAUUAACGUCAUGUGAUGGAUAGUCCGCAUACAUUGUCCGCAGCCAGUAACCAGCACGCAUCUGGGCUGGUCCGAGUCUCAACAGAACACUUGCUUCCACCACUGGACAAAGCGUGUCCACCAGCCACCUUCCCAGCCGUCCGCACGCGCUAAAGAACUGACCCACAUGUUGCCUGUUCCAAACUGAAGAAUCUGGCCUUCGCGACCCUCCUCCAGAUCCUUCGGGGCCUCUACUGCGGGGAACCGGGGAAGCGCUCGUCGUGUCAAGAAAGACGGGAACAACUUGACGAGAUCGACCAGUUCCGGAUUGGUCAAGUCGGGUGACGUCCAUAUCCGCAGAAACUCGUCUUCGUCCGUGUCAUCGAUGGCAGAAAGCAGUGGAUCAUCAACGCCACUGUCACUCACAAAAGGAGUAUCCUCCCCAUCGGUCGAAGUCGGGGUAACCAACAGCGCCGACGUGCCUGACGACGGCGAGGACGAGAGUGAGUGCGACAUGGCUGGGGUAUCGAGGAAUGGAUCACUGGGCGCCCGCGGGCGCUUGGGUAUCGGUUGGUUGGGAGCUGGCGCCGUUUGGGAAAGGAGGGGCUGCGACUUUGAUCGGGAGUGCACUGUACUAGAAACAGACGAAGAGAAGUUAUUGGAGACACGUUUCGACGAUGGUAAUUCUGUGAAUCCAAGGACUCCUUUCAAAACAUCGAUGGAUUCGAGCAUGAAAUCCUUGCCGCUAAGAAAAGUGAGCUAAAGUCGUGAUGCCACAGUCGGCGACGCACCCCGUUUCCCGCAAAACCGCAUCAUCAAAUUCCCAUUGAAUCCUGUUCCUUCCGGCACCACCAAUAGACUCGGGUACCACCUGAAGCCUCAGAAUCGCCCACACUAAGCUUGAGAUUAGAUACCGAUGGCAUCAUUUCUGAGCCAAGGUAACACGUACAGGAGCGGAAGAAAGGCUCAGGU